Molecule: messenger RNA, 5367 nt
Organism: Pediculus humanus corporis (human body louse)
Lineage: Eukaryota; Metazoa; Arthropoda; Insecta; Psocodea; Pediculidae
Exons: 8
Coding region: 1-5367 (1788 amino acids)
Biological process (GO): chromatin remodeling
Cellular component (GO): CERF complex
Molecular function (GO): protein binding
Source: RefSeq, a predicted model, not a curated record
AUGGAUGAUAUACAAUCCUGGUCCGAAGUGCCAAGCAUCGCCCAUUUUUGUUCACUUUUUAGGGCAGCUUUCAAUUUAUUGGAUUUUGAUAUUGAAGAAGCAUUGCUGACUGAUGGAGCCGAAGAUUCUGGUAGCUCAUUAUUGCAAGAACUUAUUGUUCGUUUACUAUGUGGGUGUAUACAAAGCAAUGAAAUAUCAACAUUCAAUUAUCAAAUGUUUUUGAGGAGGCUUUUUAGGCAAAAAUGCCUCGAAUAUGGAAGGGAAAAUCCGUUUAACACAGAUAUUGAUUUUCAAUUUUUACCGCUUAGAACAAAAGUCGAGAUAUUGCAUGCCCUGUGUGAUUUUCGUUUAGAUGCUGAUGAUGUGCAAGAUUUACUUAAGAAUUUGGAAUCGGACAGUCUUAGAGUGGAACCAUUGGGACAUGAUGAGAAAAAGUCGGCUUAUUGGUAUUUUUAUGGCACUCGUUUGUAUCGAGAAGAUUUUCCUAAAAAUAAGAAAAAAAUUCGCGAGAAAAGAAGGAAGAGUAAAGAGGAAAAACGUAAUAAAAAGAAAAAAAAUAAAACAUCAUAUGAAUCAGAUAUUGAAGAUGAUCUCGCUCCAGGGAUAUGGCAAGUUGUUUGUUACACAGAGCAAGAUUGGGAAAAUUUAGCAUUGAAGUUUAAAGGGUCCACGUGUAAAGAUGAAAAGGAUUUACAUAGGACAUUGACGGAAGAUUUUUUACCAGAGAUUCCAAGGUUAUUUGCGGAGAAAGAAAGGUUGCAAAGGAAGAGAAUGAUGGAGUUUCAACCGAGGAGGCAAUCGAGCAGAUUAGAAAAAUUAAAACAGAGAGAAGAAGAGGAAAAAAUACUGGCUAGAGAAGAGGAGGAAAAAUUAAAAUUGGAAAAAGAGGAAAGAGAGCGAAGAGAACGGCUCAUGGCCAGAGCCGUUCGAGCAUUUCAUCGCGGUUCGUCAAAGUCCGGAUCGGAUUGUGGGAGUUAUCGAAGUGAACGGGAACGGGAAGGAGAUGAGGCCGGUGGUGGUGGUGGUGGUGGUGGUGAUGACAAUAACCAGUUAUCAAUCGGUCGUCAGACAAAUAAUUCAUUAGCUUCUGCGACGGGACAAAUAAUAAUUCAACCUCCCAGGCGGAAAAAACUCAGGAGUAAACAAGUUUUCAAAACUAGCGCUGAAGAUCUCAGAACCGGAAUGUACAAAAUUUUAGAUUAUAUAAAAAGCCACGAGGAAGCUUGGCCAUUUGUAGAUCCCGUAGAUGAAAAUUACGCUCCAAAGUAUUACUCGGUCAUUCGAAAACCCAUGGAUUUGCAAAGGAUGGAAGAAAAAUUGGAUUGCGGAGAGUAUUUAACGUUUAAUGAUUUCAGGAAUGAUUUUCAACUUAUCGUAGACAAUUGUAGACAAUACAACGGCUCUGAAAAUGAAUAUACAGAAAUGGUUAAGAAUUUACAAGAGGCUUUUCGAGAAGCGACCGAUCGAUAUCUCGAAUCUGAUCCAUCGUCGGACGAAGAAGUUGCAGUUGAGUUUCCGCCAGUUUUCGAAGAUCAGAAACCACGAAAGGAGCCUUUAAAGAAAAAAAGAAAGCUCAAAAGAAAAGUAAAGGACCAAAAUAAAGAUAAAGAAAAUAAAAAGAAAAAAUACGAUAGUGAAGAUUCCGAUUCUAAACCUCCCUCAUUAAAACCUCAGAGAAUUAGAUCUCCUUUAAGCGAAAAGUCUGGUUCGAUCCCCGGAAGUGAUUUCGACGAUAGAGAACCCGAUUUUCUGAGAGAGUAUUCACCGCCACGACUCGUCAAAGCGACGGAAAUGGAUGUAAACGAAGAUGACAGUAGCGAUUCUCGAUCGAGAGGGGUUACCAAAGUGAAACCGGGAAAACCGAAAAAAGGAACGGGAGUUAUAAAAAAUGUUGCUGCUAUCGAAGCCUUAUCAUUAGCAACCGAACAAACGCUUAAGGAUAUUAACAAAUGGUUGGACGACACACCGCGAUCUUUUUCCGAAUUUUCUUUCGCGAGUAAUUCCCCCUCGAACGUUCUUAGCGAAGAAGAAUUUAGUGGUGUUGGAAAUAAAAUAACCGAAUCCGAGUGUAAAAAAGUUACGAAAACAGAAAAACCCUAUAGGACGAAAGAUAAAGACGGAGUUAAAAAGAGAAAAAACAAUGAUGUUACUAAAACGGUUAAGAGAAAAGAAGUGCAAAGGACUAUUGAAAGACUUCAACCGGGUAAAAGCAAAGGCAACUUAAUCACAACUCUACCCAAGGCGAAGGAAAACACCGAAGAAAGCGGAUUACCCAUGGCUUUGUCAUUAGGAAAAUUAGCUAAAGAAUCUAGAAAUGCUUUACUUGUAAAGACUGAUGAAACGGCUCCGAAACUAAGUUUGGGAACCGUUUUAAAGAGCGAUAUUAUCAGUUUUGGAAAAAGUAAGCAUAAUUUCGAAGAGGACGGAGUCAUCAAAUCGGAAACAAAUCAGGAAGCUGACAAAGAACUUGAAACGAAUAAGAGUGAUUCGAAAAUGAGCGAAACAAAUUUUUUUGAUAAUGUUACCAAAAAAUUACCCGAUGUAAAAUCAGAGACAACUAAAAAUGAUUAUUCGAAAGAUAAAGAAAACGAUUAUGCAGAAAAUGUCAAGGAAAAAGAAUUAAAAUCCGAAACGGAUCCGGAUAAGAAACGAGAUGCUGUCAAAGAAAUAACAAACAAAGACAAGCCCACGCCAAAUUUAAGCGCUUGGUUCAAAGCUUUUGGUGCUCCGAAAACAGUGUCGGCUGUUAAAAAAAAGGGAGAAACAAACGAUCCGUCUUCUACGCCAGGGAGAUCGGGGUGUUCGAGUCCCUUUCAAGAAUCGAAAUCGGGAUCGGCAAUCAAAGUGGGAAAUGAAUCGAAAGAAGAAAGCGAUAAAAAUUGGUUUAGCGAUAAUUAUAAGAACAGUCCGAAUUCGGGGGUGUCUAAUUAUUUGAGCAAAGUAGAAACGCCAUCCAGUGUCGAAAUAGAAGAACCAAAAAGUGUGUCAAUUGCUUCUCCAAUGCCUUCUCCCGAUAUAAGGCCUGGUUCGGCGUCGUCAUUAGGUCAACCCCUUUCUAAUUUACCACCCGCGCCUAGGCAAAGAAAAGCCAGCACGAGUAGCAGCAUGUCGGAACGCUCUUCUUUUAGUCAAGAUCCUUUGGAUGGAUCAUCACCUCAUUUGAGUAUGGAUGAAAGGCUGGGAGUUUAUCCAGCUCCUUAUCCAUCGCCAUUGCAUCGAUCUCCAAUAGCUGCUUCGCCCAUAAUGGCUUCUCCGAAAGGAGAAGAAAUAAAUAAGGGAACUUAUGCGUCAAUUAACGGUACGAUUCGCGUGGGAUUUUAUCAAGACACGUCUUCUAAUUUUCAAAAAUCGAGUCCGGAAAAACAAAGUCCAACUUCGAACAGUCCACGAGAUCAGUGCAAUUCUUCACCUUUUCAAAAUUACUCAUCACACGUUUAUCCUCCUUCAGCAUCUCAAAAUACAAAUAUUAGUAACGUUUACAAGCAAGUUUCACAUUCCACAGCCAAUCCGUACACUUAUCCAACGUCUACCUCUAUCGCCAUCACAACAUCCGGGGGAUUGUACGAAAACCUAUCGCAACACACGAUGUCUUCCAUGAUGAAUUAUUCCGAUCAAUCUUACAGAAACACGAAACCUCAGGAAAAUUAUAACUUUUCACCCAAAUCGGUUCCCUACGGGAAUCCUGAGGUUUGUGCGAAACCUCCGUCUAGCGUGUUUCCCGUGAAGAAGAGAGUUUUUGCUGAGAUCGAAUCUGGAAGACUUCAAAUUCUCAAUGAUGCUCCCAAGUUUCCCGAAUCGCAGCGGAACAUUCAGGAUUCGCCUCAGUCGGAUUCAAGUGCAAACAGAAACAUUUACUCGGAAUCGAGAGAAAAUCCAUCAUCGUCUUUAGGUUACACCAGACUACAACAACCCGAACUUCAAAUGCCCCAAUCUGCACCACAGUACGAACGGUAUCCGCAACAGAAAUAUACUCAAAACGAAAUUCCAAAACUUAUUCCGGAAACACCUACGGAUAUAAAUAAUAUAUCGAAAACAAAAUACGGAAUUCCAAACGUUGACAAUACUCGAAACUUGGGCAACAUAAUGGACAACAUCAAUCGGUUGGGACAAAAUCCGAUGGGAGUGAACAAUCCGGUGGCAAAUUCAAAUCGGAAUUCUUUUUCGAAUUCGAUGGAAGCCGCCGGAUUGGGACGAUUGCUUCAACCACCUGUUAAUAAAAACACAAUCACGGAAGAUCACGACGGAGUUUUCCGCAACAAAUUCCCGCCCGGAAUGGAAAACAUUGGGAAAAUGCCACAGCAGCAAAAUUACGGGAUUCAAGAGGAAGAAAAACGGGUCAUUAAUUCGCCUUCCGUUAAUUUAGCGAGGGGUCAACCAAAUUUAAAUUGUGCCGACGCGAGGACUCCGUGCAGCGUGCCGUAUCAGGCACCCAUGGACGCGUCGCUUCGGCCGAACUUAUCCAGUUUAUCUCACAUAGUUGAUAGGUAUCAGGUAGAAGAAAGACUCAUGCAGCAAUCCGCUUAUUACACGGAUAAAAAUCUUGCCAACAUUUACGGUAAAAACGUGUCAACUUGCGGACCCAUGGACUCUCAACCCCCGAAUCUAACGACCAAAGUAACGAAUCCUCCGGCUACGGUUCAUUCUCAAAUCGCGUACAACAGAGAGCAAGAAUUAAACAUUCCGAAACCGGUUACGUACGCGGAUGCCAAAAAGGGAAGGAAAGGAAGACCGCCGAAAAAUCCGGAGGCAAUGGCCAACAGCGGUGCCGCGGGAAGCAACAACACGGCUUUUCAACAGUACGUAAACAUAAAAUCAAACGAACCUCCCGCAAUAUCAUUAAAAACAGCAAGUGUCGUACCCGGCAGUGCCUUUAACUUCGGUCCCCCGCCGACGAGUUUAGGUCUGAGCAAUCCUUUGUACAGUGAAAAAGAAGGUUACGGUGGAUUUUUAGAAGAUUUUCGGUCUCAAUCGUCAAGUUAUUACAGCAUGGUCGCGGCGGCGACGACGACGACUCACAGGACGACGACGACGACGCCGGAUCCGGCCGUCGAAAAAACGUCAAAUCCUCCUCCUCCGGGUUCGAGUAACGCGUUCCCCUUUUUGGGUCACCCUCAAGCUCGGACUUCGGGUUAUCCACCCCCGCUACCCCAAUUCGUUAAUUCUCAUCAGCCUCCUCUCAUGGAUCCGGCGACGGCAUCAUCUCCUCUAUACCAACAAUACAUACAAAGAUUACAAGAGGAACAAUUGAGGCACACGGGAGUUUUACAUCAGGGUCUAUUGGGACCGUCGUCGGGUUACGCUUCAGGGUAUCAUCAUCCCGCUUUGGGUAUUCCACGUCAACCAUACGAUCGACCAUCGUGGUUAUAA